UCUCAGCUAAGUAUCUAGACACCAUGAAGUUCUUCGAUAUAUUAAUAAGUGGAAUAUUAGUGUGUUCUUUUGUCACAGUAUCAACUUCUUCUCGUAUCGCUCCCGUUAUACAAGUUCAAGAGAAUUUUGCUCAGCGGAUUAAUGGAACAGAUACAAGAAUUAUUGGUGGAUAUGAAGCUAAAAAAGGGCAGUUUCCUUAUCAUGUAAGGGUUGUGGCAUUUAGAGGGUUCUUCGAUGAAGUCCGUGUGCACAGAUGCGGAGGGAGUAUCGUUGCGUUAGAUUGGGUCCUUACAGCUGGUCACUGUUACGUAGAAAACACGGAUCCAUAUGAUCCCAUCACGUACGAGAUUGAAGCAGGUUCUGUGGUGUCUGGUGAACCAUAUCAGAGAGAUCGUGUGCCCUAUGCAAAUGCCUAUCGUCAUCCAAAGUACGAUAUAUCCACUUUAGAGUUUGACGUUGCUCUGCUCAAAACCACCAAGAAAUUUGUUCUGGAUGCUUAUGUGGAUGUUGUUGAUAUGUCUUUUGCACCACCAUCAGCAACAUUCAUUGGGAAGACACUAACAGUAGCUGGUUUUGGAUAUAUUACGAACGACGGACCAGUAUCACCUGUUCUCAAGUGGACCAAACUCACAAUGAUUCCAUGGGAUGAAUGCUAUCCCCACUACACAGGUGGUAUCCCCGUUACUUGCUUCUGUGUACAGGAUAAGAAUCCUCCAGUACACACAAGUUGCGGUGGAGAUUCUGGAGGAGCUAUAGUGUAUUAUGUUGACGGGGUACCAAAACAACUUGGAUUGGUAUCUUUUUCAAAUGAAAAUGGAUGCGAGAUAUCUCCGCCGGGAUAUGCAGAUCUAACACAUAAAGAAAUUCGUGAUUGGAUCAUUAAAAUAAUGCUUAGAAAAUAA
Messenger RNA from Phlebotomus papatasi, 902 nucleotides. Its product is annotated as trypsin I-P1-like. The transcript is spliced from 2 exons. Bases 24 to 902 code for a protein of 292 amino acids. The record is from RefSeq and is a predicted model, not a curated record. NCBI's taxonomy places the organism in Eukaryota, Metazoa, Arthropoda, Insecta, Diptera, Psychodidae. Gene Ontology annotation, biological process: proteolysis. Gene Ontology annotation, molecular function: serine-type endopeptidase activity.